Molecule: messenger RNA, 1046 nt
Organism: Nicrophorus vespilloides
Lineage: Eukaryota; Metazoa; Arthropoda; Insecta; Coleoptera; Silphidae
Gene: Etfb
Product: electron transfer flavoprotein subunit beta
Exons: 5
Coding region: 119-880 (253 amino acids)
Cellular component (GO): cytosol
Molecular function (GO): electron transfer activity
Source: RefSeq, a predicted model, not a curated record
GAGAUUCCAAAGUCCAUGGUCCAAUCUGGGUUCUAAUCUAUGUUGAAUUUACUAGUUGAAUAUUAAUUUGGUGCUGUUUUUCGUGAUUUGUUGGUGUCGAUAAACAUCUUUGGCAAAAAUGGCUCGUGUACUGGUUGGAGUUAAGAGAGUUAUUGACUAUGCUGUUAAGAUUCGCGUGAAGCCAGACAAGAAAGGUGUUGUUACUGAUGGCGUGAAGCACUCCAUGAAUCCAUUCGAUGAAAUCGCCGUCGAAGAGGCUGUCCGCAUGAAGGAGAAGAAGAUCGCAUCUGAAAUUAUUGCCGUCUCUUGCGGUCCGGCCCAAAGCCAAGAAGUGAUUAGGACUGCGCUCGCUAUGGGAGUCGACAAGGGCAUCCACGUCGAGAUUCCAGCUGCCGAGUACGAGACUCUUCAACCCAUCCACGUCUCCAAGAUCUUAGCUAAGAUCGCCGAGAAGGAGAAGAUCGACCUCAUCAUUGUUGGCAAACAAGCCAUUGAUGAUGACUCCAAUCAAACCGCCCAAAUGACCGCCGCCGUUUUGGACUGGCCACAGGCCACCUUCGCCUCUCAUAUUGAAAAGGGAGACAAGGAACUUACUGUAAAGCGUGAAGUCGAUGGUGGAAUGGAAACCAUCAAAUGCAAAAUUCCAGCUGUCAUCAGCGCCGAUUUGCGUUUGAACGAGCCAAGAUACGCCACACUACCAAACAUCAUGAAAGCUAAGAAGAAGCCGAUCGCUAAGAUGACUCCAAAGGACUUGGGAGUCGACAUAUCUCCACGUAUCGAAAUCGUCAGCGUCGAAGAUCCACCAGUUCGUCAACCAGGUGUGAUUCUCCCUGACGUGGAUGCUCUCGUCGGAAAAUUGAAGGAGGGUGGACACAUUUAAAUGAAUUACAAUUACCAACUAACUGAACAAAUUACUACCAUCAAUUUGGAGGUAUUUCAAUGUAAAAGGCUGUUUCUUUUUAUAUGUAAAUACUUUUGUUUUUAACUGCAGUGCCUAGAAAAAUUUCGUAUAAUAAAAAAAAUAUAUUUUUUACAAGUGUUACAAA